CACUACAGUCACCUCAAAAAUCACGCUUCUUUAAAAAAGCAUUUGCGUAAUGUUUCGAAGAAAAAAAAUCAAAUACAAAUUAAACAAUGUUUAAAAACGGAUCAGGCCAGCUUUAAAAAGAAAGUUUACCAUGCCGAACUAAAUCUGACUAUGUUUUGCAUACAGCACAAUUUAUCUUUUUUGUUAAUGGACUUUUUGCCUCAAUUGCUAAGUGAGUGCUGUCCGGAUUCUAAAAUAGCAGCGGCUCUUAAAUGCGGCAGAACAAAAUCAAAGAUGUUGACUGAUGUCUUGGGAGCUAAGGCAAAAGAAAACAUUGUGUCCGUUCUUCAAACAACAAAAUUUUCUUGUAUCAUCGACGAAACGACGGACGUCAGCAGUAAAAAAUCGCUAGUUAUUGUUGUGAGAUAUUAUGACAAGUUAGCUCAUAAAGUGCGAGACAGGUUUCUAAGUCUCAUCGAAGUUUCUAAAACGGAUGCCGAUUCGUUGUAUAAUUACAUCAAUGAUUUUUUUUCUGCAACUAACAUCCCAUUAAAGAAUGUAAUAGGGCUAGCAACUGACGGAGCUAAUGUUAUGGCAGGGGAACUGGGUGGCCUAAAGGCGAAAUUUAUGAAAGAUGGGGAUAUAUUUUACAUAAAAUGCUCGUGUCAUUCUUUGCAUCUGUGUUCUGCCUAUGCAUGCAAAAAGCUACCAAUUGAAAUAGACAAAUUAUGUCGAAGCAUUUAUACUUUCUUUGCGCAUAGUGCCAAACGAAUAUACGAUUUCAAAGAAUUUCAAGAAUAUUGUCAGGUUGAGCCGCACAAAAUAUUAGGCGUCUCAACCACGCGAUGGCUUGCAUUAGAAGGAGUGAUUAACCGAAUUAUUGAGCAAUGGGAUGCCUUGCAAUUAUAUUUUAUUUCCAACGUAAUUGAAGUGAAUGGAAUUAAUGCGGCUAAAUUGGCGAAAAAAAUGGGGAAUCCCUCUUUAAGGGUUUACUUCUUAUUCCUUUCAUAUGUUCUUAAAAUAAUUAAUGAUUUAAACAAAGAUUUCCAAUCAGAAAAAAUUCGUCUACCUUACCUUUAUUCAAGAGUGAAUAUGACCAUUAAACUUACUUUAUCUAAUUUUAUGAAAAACAGUGUUGUAAAAAACUUAGAUGUAAAUGCAAUUUUAACUGAUUUUGAAAAACUAAAUAAUUAUAACGACGAAAAAAUUACGUUUGAAAACAUAAGCAAGGCGCAGCAGGACAUGUUUUGAAUAUAGAUCAAAUCUUUAUUGGUAAUAAUACAGAAACCUUUCUGAAAAAGUCCGGUCUUUGUCAAUCCGAAGUGAUUGAAGUUAAAGAAUAUAUUUUAAAGUUUUAUGUUGAGCUUAUUGUUCAAUUUAAAAAGCGAUUUGAUUUUUCCAGAAAAGAUUUGCAAUAUCUGUCUAUAAUAACUCCAACUGAAGUUAUUUCAAAUGAUGAACUUUCGUUGUUGCCUUUACUUUCAACAUUUCCGUAUUUGGUUGAAGGAAACUCGGAAGAUGUUAAUACAGAAUGGAAAAUGUUGAGGCUAAGCAACAUCGGCCUUCAGCCUGAUAUGGAUAUUAUAGAUUUUUGGGAAAAAGUCUCAUUGCAAAAAAAUGGGUUGGGAGAACAAUGUUUUAAAAAUCUCACGAGUUUCGUAUUUAAUAUUUUGUCACUACCACAUAGUUCUGCUGCUGCAGAAAGGAAGUUUUCCGACUUAAACCUCAUAAAAACUAGGAUUAGAAACCAACUAAAUAUAAGUACUGUUGAUACAAUAAUGCUAUCAAAAGAAUUGAUUGCUGAAAAAAUCGAACCACACUAUGUGUGGUGUGCAAAUGAAGCAUUCAAGUAAAUACAUACAUAAGUGCAUACGUACAUACUUUAGUUAAAGUUACCAAAGGCCCUUAAUGAUGAAUUUGUUUUUAAGUGAAGCAAACGAUUUUUCAAGCUUUUAUAUUGAAUGCUUUAUCGCGGGUUUCUGGAAACAACAUUCACAAUUGCAUUUUCAAGAUAUAAACAAACGGAAUAUUUUGAAAAAAAAGCAUAUUUCCAAAAAUUGUAUGUGCCUUGGGUAAUGUGAAUAAUCACACAUAUGUAGGUACAUGUAUUUUUAUACGUAUUUCUUGUAAAUUUUCAAAAUGUUAAUUUUACACACACUUCCUUUUUUUUACAUACAUGUAUAAAUUGUUAAGCUUUAAGUUUGUAUUGAUCGAAAACCGAAUAUCUGCAUUCUUUAUGAAACAAAACUUAUAUGAUCUCAA
Rhagoletis pomonella (apple maggot) is the source of this 2241-nucleotide messenger RNA. Its product is annotated as zinc finger MYM-type protein 6-like. The annotation marks the transcript as partial. The transcript has a single exon. NCBI's taxonomy places the organism in Eukaryota, Metazoa, Arthropoda, Insecta, Diptera, Tephritidae. The record is from RefSeq and is a predicted model, not a curated record.